GCUGUCACCGAGUGGGCCAAGCCGUGGGUUGCCCAGAGGGCGUCUUCCUGUUUGGCCUGGACGCUGCGAUGCUCUUGGGGUUCUGUCGCCAAGCUCGCUGAUGGCCCGUUCGCAUGGCGGGCUUCACGAAGCACCUCAGCACGCACGUCUACUUCCACAUGGACAGGACGGGUGCGUCAUCCUCGUCGUCGGCCCCGGCGAGCAGCGGCAUGACCGGCAAGAAGCCCUCGGGCAGCCCGCGACUGCACGGCACAGACUCGGCAGCGCCCUCUUCGCGACGUUCGCGAGACACCGCCACCCGGACGCGAACAAGGUGUCCCGAGGCCCUCUUUGGAAGCGAGGCCACCGAACCGUGCAUCAUGCCCUCUUCCGUGGCUCCGUCUCGAUACGACCCGACAAGUGCGGACUGGGACGAGUUCGACUACUUCUGCCAGAGCCCGUACCUGCUGUCAGUGAACGAGCCGCCUCCGCCCAGGGAGCGCUUCAAGCGGCGCCUGUUCCGCCGCUCGCAGAAGUACUCCGACCCGCCGUCUACGGUGCCCGGAUCGCAGAGGCACCUCGACCAGCCGCCGGCACAGAUCAGCGCCGAGAGACUACGGUGCAGCAGUCGCAGCACCGAGACGAUGCUGGACUGGCAGCCAACCGGGUCGAUGACCCGGCGCCAGGGUUCAAGCCGGCGCUCGCCCGCUGCACCAGCCACGUCCGGCUCGGUGGUGCCGGGCUCGCAGCGGUCCCUGCUCAGCGACCCCGACGAAGAAGAGUUCGGGGCCCCCGACGAGCCCUCGUCACCGCCCCUGCCGCCGCCGCUCCCACGGGCGCCACCGCCUUACGAGCGACAGCAGCAGCAGCAACAGCAAAUGCCAGACUGCGUCAUCAUCUCAUCGAGGACCAUGGACCGUUUCCUGCCUUCCUUCGGACAGGAAGUGAGCGAGAGUGGCCAAUUCGGAGGGUCUGCGGGCAGCGGCGGUGGCACAACCUCACCCCGGCUGUCCUCUUCGGUGGGUUCGGUGUCCGUGGAGGUGGCCGAGUCCACGAACCGCAUCGUGGUGGACUUCUGCGAGAACGCGGGCUUCACGUGCCACGACCUGCCGUCGCCCACCACGGAGCUGUCGCCGAUGCCUCGCGACUGGAUCGCCAUGCAGCUCGGCAGGCAGCGGCAGGCCUUCGCCUGGCUUCAGCAGUCCUCCUCCUCGCGAUGCGUGCUCGAAGGACUCCUGCUCAUGAACGUCGAGAGAAACAGUCAGUUCCCGUUCGUCACCUACCUCGUGUGCGAUGCUGCUCGAUGCGACCCCUUGCGGCUAAUUAUGCAAAUGGAGAGUCAUCACGAUGCUGGUCCGGAGGGAGAACGGCUACACCAUACGGCCGUUUACGACGAAGUGGCCACCAUCGCCAGGCCCCCCGUGAACGAGGUGCCGCGGAAGCCCAGCUCGAGCAAGACUGGCUACAUCCUCUCCGCCUUCCGCGUCUUUCCCGGCGAGGACCGUGAGAAGCUCGACAGGUCGUGGCUGCUGUGGACCGGGGCUCGCCAGAUCUACCGGCGCCUGCCUCCUCACCUCGGCCUGCGUCGCAUCACAUUUCACAAGAAGAUCUGCCCCCAGGACCACGGCAUCACGUACGUGCUGCUCUGCGAGUGCCCGACGCUCAUGGACUACGUGCCGGAGGCGUGCGUGCUCGUGGACCAGCUGCGAGCGCGGUGCUGCGGUUACACGGCGUUGUACAGGGUGGUCGACUCGUUCUGAAGGACAGCGUUGACCACUACAGUGACUCCAG
Rhipicephalus microplus (southern cattle tick) is the source of this 1770-nucleotide messenger RNA. RefSeq lists its product as uncharacterized. The record is from RefSeq and is a predicted model, not a curated record. Lineage: Eukaryota; Metazoa; Arthropoda; Arachnida; Ixodida; Ixodidae.